AUGCAGUUCACCUCCAGCCUCGUCUCCCUCCUCCUCGCUGCGGUCACCACCGGUGUCCAGGCCCUCCCCGGAUCGCCCAUCGACCAGCGUCAAGAAACUCCAAGACUCUUCGUCAAGUUCUGGGCCGACUCAUCCUGUGGGGCGGACGGCGGCAUCUGGGUUGAGGACACCGUCUGGUUCCAGGACCCCGUCGGCACCUGCAUCGAUGUGAGCGUCUGGCGCGACUUCAGCAGCGUCGAGAUCAUCACCAACACCGCAACUCAUGACCUCCGUGCAUACUCACUGAAGAACUGCGCUGACACCGGCGAGGACGCCCACUAUAUCACUAUCCCUGCUGGGAAAACAACUGAACCUCACUGCUUUGCUCAGAACGUCGGGUCUGUGAAGUUCCUGUGA
Messenger RNA from Diaporthe citri, 396 nucleotides. RefSeq lists its product as uncharacterized. Bases 1 to 396 code for a protein of 131 amino acids. The record is from RefSeq and is a predicted model, not a curated record. Lineage: Eukaryota; Fungi; Ascomycota; Sordariomycetes; Diaporthales; Diaporthaceae. The transcript is spliced from 2 exons.